CUUUGUUAGGUUAUUUUAGACAGAGCAGCCUCGCCCUGGCGCAGCCAGAUUGGCUCUGCUGGGGAGAAGGCGAGAGAACUAAGGGGCAGAGUGCACCUGCCUGUGUGGGCAAGUGUGCCCGGGUGCGUGGGUGUACGUGCACUGGCGAGCGUGCCAGCGUGGGGUUGGAAUAGUGUACGAAGGUGGGGGUCUGAGUGUGUCGUCGCGAAGGUUUGUCAUUGUACGUGACAUCAGCACACCGGUGUACCAGCCUGUCAGUGUCUGGACUCCAAGUGUGCAAAAUUAUGCUGGUGUCAAGUGGGUGCCCGUGAACGUGUCCGAUGGUCAUUGCGCGAGGCGCUCUCGGGGAGGAGCACGGACCUAGGAUCCCCGCUUCUGGCCCCGGCCUCGCCGCGUCAUUGAUGGGCAACCAACUGGACCGCAUCACCCACCUUAGCUACAGCGAGUUGCCCACCGGGGACCCGUCGGGGAUCGAGAAGGACGAGCUGCGGGUCGGGGUUGCCUACUUCUUCUCGGAUGAGGAGGAGGACCUGGACGAACGAGGCCAGCCCGACAAGUUUGGCGUGAAGGCCUCCCCGGGCCGCGCUCCCUGCCCGGAGAGCCCUAGCCGUCGCCGCCACCACCACCUGCUGCACCAGCUGGUCCUCAACGAAACUCAGUUCUCCGCCUUUCGGGGCCAGGAAUGCAUCUUUUCCAAAAUGAGCGGCGGCCCUCAGGGCGCCGACCUGAGCGUCUACGCGGUCACGGCGCUGCCCGCGCUCUGCGAGCCCGGCGACCUGCUGGAGCUGCUGUGCCUGCAGCCCGCGCCAGAGCCGCCCGCGCCCGCCCCGCACUGGGCCGUCUACGUGGGCGGCGGGCAGAUCAUCCACCUGCACCAAGGCGAGAUCCGCCAGGACAGCCUGUACGAGGCGGGCGCGGCCAACGUGGGCCGGGUGGUGAAUAGCUGGUACCGCUACCGCCCGCUGGUGGCCGAGCUGGUGGUGCAGAACGCCUGCGGCCACCUGGGCCUCAAGAGCGAGGAGAUCUGCUGGACGAACUCGGAGAGCUUCGCCGCUUGGUGCCGCUUCGGCAAGCGGGAGUUCAAGGCGGGAGGGGAGGUGCCGGCCGGCACGCAGACCCCGCAGCAGCAGUACUAUCUCAAGGUGCACCUGGGUGAGAACAAGGUGCACACGGCCAGGUUUCACAGCCUGGAAGACCUCAUCCGCGAGAAGCGCCGCAUCGACGCCAGCGGCCGCCUGCGUGUGCUCCAGGAGCUCGCCGACCUUGUGGACGACAAGGAGUAGCCUGGGGGAAGCCGCCCGCCCCUCCAGCCUCCCCGCGCCCCGCUCCCUCCCCCGCACGCGGGCUCCCAGGCCGGCGAUUCAGCACCCCCCGACCCUCUUGAGUGGCCACCCGCAGCGGCCAGCGCCCGGGCUGCAGCC
Messenger RNA from Globicephala melas (long-finned pilot whale), 1421 nucleotides. It is a transcript of the gene LRATD1, whose product is annotated as LRAT domain containing 1. The record is from RefSeq and is a predicted model, not a curated record. Lineage: Eukaryota; Metazoa; Chordata; Mammalia; Artiodactyla; Delphinidae. Gene Ontology annotation, biological process: cell motility; cell morphogenesis.